Messenger RNA from Exserohilum turcica Et28A, 1122 nucleotides. RefSeq lists its product as uncharacterized. The record is from RefSeq and is a predicted model, not a curated record. Lineage: Eukaryota; Fungi; Ascomycota; Dothideomycetes; Pleosporales; Pleosporaceae. The coding region runs from base 16 to 1104 and encodes 362 amino acids. The transcript has 3 exons.
GUGCGAUAUACUGCUAUGCCUUCGACACCGCCCUCGAGUUUUGUAAACAUACCCUUAACACCGCCACCAACCAACGAGAAGCCGGAUACGCAAGCUGACCGGGUCAUUACACUCUUCCGAGAAAUACAAGCAGGAAAGCAUAGCAAUCAAGACCCGUGGACCGAGAUUCAGCUUAAGCCAGGGGACAUUGAUAAGUUGGAGCGUCUCCUUAAGCAAAACGAGGAGCUGCAAGGGUUUGUGAAAGACAAGAUACGGUAUGAUUACGACGCGGAAAAGCACCAACUUGUUAUUCGCAUGCCUACAGCCGUGCAUGAAUUGUUUAUUGCCCGUAUUGAGGAUUCUGUGCUCAGCCAACUGAAAAUAAUUCGUGAGGGAUCUGACGACGCGGCGGCUUUCGCCCAGAAGGUCAACGCUGCUCGAUCUACCGAGAUACGUUUUCCAGCUACAGAUGAUUCCUCUGGCAACAGAUCGAAACAUGAACCAGACGCAUCUUUCUGGCACGACAAAGCGCAAUACCCUGGGGUUAUCAUUGAAGUGGCAUAUUCGCAGAAGAAAACCAGACUACACCGGCUGGCUGAAAAGUAUCUCCUGGACUCAGAUGCGAGUGUGCAAGUUGUUGUGGGUUUCGACAUCAGGUAUGGAGUGAAGGAGUCGCUUGAAGCAACCUUGUCGGUGUGGCGACCUCAAUUCCACCAAACCAACGACGGCGUUGAACUACGAGUAGUCGAGGAAGUUGCAGAUGAGGCAUUUCGUGACGAGCAGGGAAACCAUACUAAUCACCCAGGCCUACGGCUCCAACUGUCCGACUUUGCGUGCGAGGAACUUACAAAGGAUGUGGAGGGAAGGAGGGAGAUUAUAGUGUCUACUCCAGAGCUUUGUAAAUAUCUCUCUGCGGCGGAAAGCAAAAUGUGCCAGGGAGCAUCACUUGUGCGACAUUCAAUACCUGCGGGGGUCCAAAAGCGCAAACGAUCUGAAACACCGCCAGAAGUGAUUGGUUCUGGUGAUGAAGCAAGAUACGUUCAGGAAGUGGAGAGGGAGGCGAAGCGGGCAGCAGUGGAUGACCCGGAUUAUAAAAAUACGUCAAGCAGCAGCUUUUCAGAAUAGAAGACAGGAUGAUUAUCG